Molecule: messenger RNA, 728 nt
Organism: Bradysia coprophila
Lineage: Eukaryota; Metazoa; Arthropoda; Insecta; Diptera; Sciaridae
Gene: Vkor
Product: Vitamin-K epoxide reductase
Biological process (GO): peptidyl-glutamic acid carboxylation; vitamin K metabolic process
Molecular function (GO): vitamin-K-epoxide reductase (warfarin-sensitive) activity
Source: RefSeq, a predicted model, not a curated record
GUCGGUUUUGUUUGUCUGUGUCGGACGAUAGUGUCGUGUUGUACGUACAAAAAUAUUAAAUAUUUAAAAUGAUUUUUUUUUCUCUUUGCAUAAUAUUUCGCAAUAAAACAUGAUGACAAGAUCACCCAUUUGGAAAUAUUCACUUGGAAUUAAGUUUCUUUGCGUCAUAGGUAUUUUGUUGUCCGCCUAUUCGCUGUAUGUGAAAUAUCGCCUAGCAAGAGACUCAGAUUACGAAGCUUUGUGUGAUUUAUCGGACCGCAUAAAAUGUACAAAGGUUUUUCACUCCAGAUACGGCAAUGGAUUUGGCAUUAUUGGAGAAAUGUUAGGAGGCGAUGAGUCCAUAUUCAACCAACCUAACGGAAUCAAUGGCAUUAUAUUUUAUACAUUGAUAAUACUAUUAGAUUUUAGCCUCAACCUGCAUCUUACAAAACUACAAGUCGCCCUGUCAUUUAUUUCGAAUCUGAUAUCGAUUUACUUGGCGUAUUUACUCUACUUUGUGUUUGAGAACUUGUGCAUUGUAUGCGCUACGCUGUAUGUCGUGAACAUGCUACUCCUCAUUUUAUCGGUGAAAAGGUACAGUAAUCUAGUGAAGAACGUCGAUUCAAGGAAAAACAAAUAAAAUAAAAUAAAUAAAUUUAUACAGCAAAAAUAUAGAUAAAUUAUAUCUCUUAAUAGAAAUGCUCUCAAUGCAGCUAAACUAAAUGUUCAAUGUAAUAAUAAAUUGUCAU